AAACAUCAUAGAUCAUAUUUAUAAACUCUCUCUCACAAUAGGAGCCGAUGUUUUAUAAAGUGCCUACAUAAAUCGCGAAACCACACUUCAGUUAACGACUUCCUAUAGAGAUAUCUCAUCAUCUGUCAUGAAUUCAAAAUGUACAUAGCUCAGUGGAUUAUCGCUUCAAUGAUCAUCUGCAGUACAGCAACAAACGAUGGAGAAAAAUGCGAAAAAAUCAAAAUAGGCUCAGAAUUUUACAAGAGACAACUGGUCGCUACAAUAGAUGGCUAUCCUACAGGAUUGGUUAUGGAUCCAAGAACUGAAAACAUGUUUUUCCUUUUACAUAAAAGGAAUUACACAAGAGGUAUACAUAUAUUAAGAUAUGGGGCUUUAGGUGUUCAAGAAAUACCUAUAUCUGAUGAUUUAACAGGUCAAUGCGUUGGUAUUGAUGUAUUUAAUAACAUUAUAUAUAUUGGCACCAAUCAAGGUAUUACUACUUAUAACAAAGAUAAAAAUCAAAUCACUUCAGAAAGACCAAUAGGUGACGAUGAUGUACGUAGCAUAUUUUUUGACAAACGUGACAAUUUAAUGUACAUAACAACAGGGCCACAACAUGAAAUAUUCAAGUUUAUCAAUGGUUCCGCAGCUGUAAAAAGAUACGAGAAAGUACCAAGAGCUUAUAACUUUAUUCUAGAUGCAAAAGGUAACGCAUUUUAUGAAUACGUCGAUGGUAGAUUGUAUUUUUUCUCCGUAGAUCUUUUUGAACCGAUUCAAUAUAAAGGUUUUACUAGAGAGUUGAAAUAUAUUUUGCAAUUAAACAAUUUUGACGAAGCAAUCCUGGCUGUGAAAAGUUCCCUUUAUCGUCUAACUACUAGUAGUAUUUUUCCGGAGAAAAUAGCACAAUUAGGAACGAAAAUAACAGCUCUGUUCUUUGAUGCAAAGAACAAUAUUAUAAUUGGUACGAAGGGAAAGAUUUAUAGAUAUAAACCAGUCGAUAAAAACGACCCAUGCCCCCCCGAUGAUUAUUUUAUGUCUAGUAUUUAAAUGAACUUGUAUUCUUGUACCUUUUUAGUUUAUAACAAUUUUUAU
Molecule: messenger RNA, 1071 nt
Organism: Papilio machaon (common yellow swallowtail)
Lineage: Eukaryota; Metazoa; Arthropoda; Insecta; Lepidoptera; Papilionidae
Exons: 2
Coding region: 139-1026 (295 amino acids)
Molecular function (GO): protein binding
Source: RefSeq, a predicted model, not a curated record